Molecule: messenger RNA, 333 nt
Organism: Caenorhabditis angaria
Lineage: Eukaryota; Metazoa; Nematoda; Chromadorea; Rhabditida; Rhabditidae
Source: the annotation of a GenBank genome assembly
AUGCCCCGAUUGAGUAGAAGACAAAUAGCAGGAAUCAACAAUUGUAGAAAAUCACAAGCCGGAAAACUGGAAAAAGACAACCAAAGGAUGAGAAUUCGAAUUGAAGUUCUGGAAAAUUUGGAAAACGAUCGAGAACAACUCGCAAAAUGUGAAGAAGAAUUGAGAAAUGCAGCAUUGCAGCUGAAAAAUGUAACAGAAGAGUUGCAAAAAUCCAUGGAAAUCCGUCAAAAUCUUGGAGAUAUUAUCAAACAAUUGGAGCUCGAUUUGGAAAACGAAAAAUUGCUGAGAUUGAAAAUCCGUCGAGAAUGCGCUAAAAAAUCGAGAGGCUUUUGA